Molecule: messenger RNA, 1482 nt
Organism: Stereum hirsutum FP-91666 SS1
Lineage: Eukaryota; Fungi; Basidiomycota; Agaricomycetes; Russulales; Stereaceae
Exons: 5
Coding region: 1-1482 (493 amino acids)
Source: RefSeq, a predicted model, not a curated record
AUGCUCGAUGGCAUGCAAGACCCUCUAUAUGGGAUGAAAGAGACCUCAUCAGCUCUCCAGCUAAAAAUUGAGCUCGGUGCAGACGGUAUUGCCGACACAACGGUUUCUCUCGACAAUUCCGUAUCGUCUGCUGAGCGACUCGAACGCCGUUAUGCGUGGCGCUCCCUUGAAUGGAAGAAGCUCGACACCAUCACGCUUUCCAGGCCAUGCGAUAUGUCCGAGUUCAUAGGCGGUGUCUUCGUUCAAAUUGAAAACGACAAAGACAAACCAAACUCCUCUAUGACCGUUGUGCGGGCACCGUCUCCGAGUGGGGGUCGGCGAGAGUUAGCGUUCGAGGAUAUAGGUGUUUUGGCUGCGGAAAUGACCUUCGAUUCAAGCCAGGAUCUACUCGCACUCAUCGAGCAUCGCGGGAAUUUAGGAUCUUACCCGAAAAUCACACGCGACCUUGACGGGGAGCUUACCAUCCAUUUACGAUCGCUGACAUCAAACCAAGCCCAUCCCCUAGCCACAGAAUCCGUUCUUCGUGCCUUUUUCCAUGAAGAGCAGUCAGAGGAAAUUACUAGCGAGGAUGUCAAAGAAUUUGAGAUCUUCGAUGAUAUGCUCGCUCUCUUUUGUGCGUAUAGUUAUAACACAACCCACGCCUGCAUUUGGAAUUGGAAAUCUGGGGAAGUUGUUUUUAAACGGAAACUUUUCAAUGAAUCAGAAUUUGGACACACGGCGAUAGAUAGCCUUAGCAGCGGCAUCUGUUUCCUCUCCUCACGAAUGAUCAUCUCGAGUUCACGCUGCUCGGAGAAGAGUAUACAACGUCAAAUGCGCUUCAACAUAUUCUCGAUUUCCGACCCCAUUUCCAUUGAAGAAACCUCGUCCUCAACUCCUUCGCGCUACGAGUUGACCCACAUCUCCACUCUACUUCUUCCCUCCUACAGCUCUGAUUACCAUUGCACCGGCUUCUAUAGCUUUACCUCUUCUUCCUCCCCUCAAACAUCACUCGGUCUAUUUUUUGCGACUUUGGGCUACAGUAAUUACCACGGCGGUGGCCACUUCCAUGUUGUCUCUUCUAUUGGGAGUCUAUUGAAAUACGCUACCCGGCAACCGCAAGAAAGAAAACUUGGAGCUCGUAAGGUUCCGUGGCAGGACUGGGGCCCCCGCUCGUCAAGAAUCCUUCUUCGGCAUAAGGAACCAACAAUUUCCUUAAGUUAUAUUAGGUCUGCGAUCGGCAACAGAGCCGUCUUCGAUGCUCGCCGGGCAGCUUCAGAGGACUGGGAAUUUCUAUCUGGCCACACUGUCUUCGUAGAUUUUGGCUACCAUCUCCUGCGCGACAAACAAUUUCCUCGGCCGGAGACCGGCCGGAGACCGUCUAUGACGGGGACGGCCCCUUCACCAUCGAUGUCGAGAGCCGACUUCCCGUUCGUAGUAUCUCGCUGCCCGCUCAUUUGCCUGGAUCUGGAGAUAGGUGCUGCGAGCUCGAUGCAGAGCGCAUAG